Molecule: messenger RNA, 4894 nt
Organism: Coturnix japonica (Japanese quail)
Lineage: Eukaryota; Metazoa; Chordata; Aves; Galliformes; Phasianidae
Gene: CD93
Product: CD93 molecule
Molecular function (GO): calcium ion binding
Source: RefSeq, a predicted model, not a curated record
CACGACUUCACCCUGGAAAUGACAGCCUCCUGUGGAGCCCUGACACCAAUGUAACCCAGCGGACUGCCCUGCACUGGGAUCGGGGUCAGGUGAUGGGAUACUGGGAUAGGGCUGAGGCUGCAGCGGUGCUUCAGUGGGCUUGACUCUGUUCUGGCAGCCUGGAGGUUCUCACGACCCAGCUCCUAUUCCAGGGCUUGUCCAGCUAUUUAAAGCACACCAAGAGGGGAAAAGUGCUCCGAAAAUGCAGUUUCUGUGCACUAGACGCUGUGCCAAAUAUUCAGUCUCUUUCAUAGGCGAGGGAUCCCAUGGCUUGUCGUGUUGUUUUUUGCUUUUUUGUUUGUUUUUUUUUUUGCCCACUUUCAGCAAUACAUGCUUGAAAGCUACAAGGCCCUAUUAGGGAUUCAAAAAGUCAUCUAGCGGGUGAGUAUACCAAAAAAAAAGCAGGAUUCAGGCUGCUUUCUCAUCCAGAAAAAGUGCCGGCCAAAAUAAAGAAAGCACUUCUGCAGUGAAAUGCCUGAAAUGGGAAGCAGCAGCCUGGGGAGAAGGGAAGAAACAGAGGCAAACAUCCCGCCUGUGACCAACACGCAACCACGCUACAGGAAGCAGUAGCCUCCGGUGAUAAAUAGGAGCCCCGGCAGCACAGGAUGCGCGUGGGGUGAGCUCGGCAGGCCGAGGGGAUGUGAGGCAGUGUCCGUCCAUCUGUCCAGCCGACGGGAUGGCUGCGGCCCUGCUGCUGCUGCAGCUGCUGCUGGUGGUGACGGCAGUGGCAGCGGGUGAGGACGCCGAGGUGCUCUGCGCCGACACCGCUUGCUACACACUGCACCGGGCCGAGCUGGGCUGGAGCGCUGCCCAAGAGCGCUGCCAGCAUGACGGUGGCAAUCUGGCUCCAGCAGGCAGCAGGGCUGAGGCCGAGCGACUGGAGAAGCUGCUGGCAGCCAGCACGGCCACCUCGGCCUGGAUCGGGCUGCGGCUGGAGCGUGGCCACUGCGUGCAGUCCCAGGAGCCGCUGCGGGGCUUCACCUGGGCGGCCAGCGGAGAGCCCGGCAACUACUCAGCAUGGCUGGCCGAGCCCCACAUCACCUGCCUCAGCACCCGCUGCGUCGCACUGCGGCCUGCCAGCUCCCACGGGCCUCCGGGAUGGGUUGACCGGCCGUGUCGGGCCACGCUGCCCGCCUUCCUCUGCAAGUUCAGCUUCCGGGGGAUGUGUGGGCCCCUGCGGCUUGGGGGGCCCGGCUGGGUCAGCUAUGAGACACCCUUCAGGGUGAGCAGCCCUGCAUUGGCAGCUGCCCCCUUUGGCACGCUGGCGGAGGUGGGCUGCGAGGGGGCUGCGAGCCCAGCCUUCUCCGUCUGCAAGGGACAGCUGGAUGGGGAUGGCUUCUCCUGGCAUCCUCCUGGGCCCUUCUGCCCCAACACCUGCACCCACAACAACGGAGGCUGCCAGCAUCUGUGCGUGGAGGCACCUGGGCAGCCAUCACACUGCACCUGCCAUCCUGGCUACGUGCUGGGCCCUGACAUGGCCUCCUGCCUGCCUGAGGAUGCCUGCCACAACAACCCCUGCCAGGGGGCCUGCCGGCCCCGGCCCGGAGGCUACGAGUGCAUCUGCGAGGCUGGCUACGCUCUGGCACCUGAUGGCCAGCACUGUGUGGAUGUGGAUGAAUGCCUGGAGGGGCCCUGCAAGCAUGGGUGCCACAACACAGCAGGCAGCUUCUUUUGCUCCUGCCAGCCUGGUUACCAGCCAGCAGGGCCUGGUGGCCGCGACUGCCGUGAUGAGGAUGAGUGCGCCCAGCCUGAAGCCUGCCCCCAGCUCUGCCUCAACAUCCCCGGCUCCUUCCGCUGCACCUGCAGGACCGGCUACCAGCAGCAGCCUGGCAGUGAUGCCUGCCUGGAUGUGGACGAGUGCCUGCGGGACCCCUGCCCUGGGACCUGCCGCAACCUCCCAGGCAACUUUGAAUGCAUCUGCCCACCUGGCUUCCUCCCACAGGACGAUGGACAUGGCUGCCUUGCCGCGCCCACCACCGGAGAGCAGCUAGCAGGCACCAUGGGGACCACCACCAUCCUCCAGAACGCCAGCACCAUGUGGACCAUGGGCACCCGCAGCCCUGCAGCCGUUCCUGGUGGGCUGACACCACCAGCCCCCACGGUGGCAGGGUCAGAGCACAGCCCUGAGCAUGGCGCUGAUGGCCCCCGUCUGCUCCUCUACUACAUCCUGGGCAGCCUGGUGGCCAUCCUGCUGCUGCUGGCCUUCGCCCUGGCCCUGCUGGCCUGCAGGAAGAGGGCAGCAAGGAAGGAGAAACCAAAAGCCAAAAGCGCAGCGGACAACUACUGCUGGGUGCCCGAGCAGCCUGAGAGCCGCAGCAGGGCAGGCAGUGAGCGCAGGUAACGGUGCCAGCACUGCGGGGCUGCAAGCAGAGGAAAACCAAAGGGAAGUGGGGUGGGUGAUAUUCUUUCCGAGAUGAUUUUGCAUGCCUUCAUGUCUGAGAGCCUGUUUUGGGGCGUUGGGCAAAGCAGGAUCCAAUCCCAACCCCAAGGCAGGUGCAAGUGUUGGUUGCGCAGAUAUAAAGGCAGCCCAAAUCAUGCUGGGAGUGUUAGCUGAAAUGUAUAAACCUCUGCUUCCCGAACUGAAGGGUUAAUGGGGAAGGAGCAGAGAGGCCGAGAAGGAAUGUAGUGUAAUACUGUAGGGGUUCCUUGCCCACAUUGCUCCUCAGCUCUGCAAAACCUCACCAGACUUGGAAAUUGCAGCAAAGGAGAAUAUUGAUUUGGCUUCCUAUGAGAAAACGAUUAAUCUCAUCUGUCAUUCGGUCUCUCCUUCUCAGAUUUAAAUUGUGGAGCUCCCAGAGUGAUAAUUUCCCUGCUCCCUCACCACCAAUCCCUUGUCAUUCAAAUAUAUAUAUAUAUACAUAUGACUGUGCCUCACCUACACUGUGUUCUGCGGUCUGCUGUUCAACCCUGAUGUUCCCCUUGUUCUCAGUGAAACAGGGUUCACAUUUUGAAGUGUUUCACUGUGGUAAGAGCCAUUAGCUGCAGCCACAAGCAGCUGGUUCUCAUUGUUGAUAUUUGUGUUGUUGUUGCUUUUAGAAGAUAUUAUUACAGAAGCCAUAGAAUAAGCAUUAGCAGCAGAAAACUCCUCCAGCGAAGCAGGAGCUGCAGGGGUGGUGGGGCUUCAGGACUGCUUGCGUUAAGCUCGUGUGGGGUCUGAGCUGAAUGUUUUCUCCAUCCAUCCCUGUAAACAAUGCACUGGAUGUUGUGUGUUCGCUAACUACUGCAUAAAACCUCCAAACACCCUUCAAAGCAAAUGCUCUCUCAGGGCAAAGUUUCGCCCCCAUCUCGGGCUCAGUCCUGCAAAGAAGAGGGAAGACACAUCUCCCUCUGGGAAGCAGCAAGGAGAUGGAGCUGCUGGCUUGCAGAGGAAUGGGAGCACCCCCAGCAGUGCUGCAUCCUGAUUAUCCCUAUGCAAGCAAGCACCUUUUGCCCGAGCAGCAAAGAGGCAGCUCGUGGCCUGCUUUCAUUUGAAGGGUACAUUGGUUUCCUGAAGAUUCUGCUGUUUUUAUUGUAUACUUGAGGCUUAAUUGCAACCAAAAUGGGAACUUGAACACAAAGGAUUUUGCUGCGGGCAGUGACCUGCAUCCUGUUCUUCCGCAUGUGGAAGAAACCGCUUUCCUGCUGUUCUUUCUUCUUCAUUCCUCCAUUGUAAAACAAAACAAAACAGGAAAGUGUAGCUCCUAGCUGAUAGAAAUGUUUUUUUAAUGUUCUGCUCAUGCUUCCUUUUCUCCAAGCAGCGGUUUGGAGCAGCAGCAAAUACAGCAGUGGCGUUCUUGGAAGUCCUGCAGAAAAUUCAUAGCGUGUCUUUGUUAUGACAACAAGCCAGCAGAGCUUUCUGAAUACAUGAAUAAAUUAAGCAGAUGAAUAAUCCCACCCAAAUCAGUGGGAUAACCUACAUACAUAGCAAGAAGCCUGCACAGUCAGUCUGCACUAACUGGAUGGGGAAGGAACAGUCACAGUGAUGUGCCCCCAGUUCAGGGUUGCUUGGUUUGCUGGAUCAAAAGCUGAGGUGUUUUCAAAACAGUGAUAGUCUCAAGAGCUUUUCUGCCAUGAUUUUCCUAUUAUGGUAUCAUUUAAUUGUUCUACACAGAGCACUGAUUCCACUCUGAAUAAGGGAAAAAGAAGCAUAAGCGCAGACUCAGAGCAGGCAAAAACCUGGGAGUUGUUCAUUCUGUAAAACCCCUCUGUAAAACCUGUAAGCUUGAUUUCUGUUGCCCACUUGGUGUGUUCUGGUGCACAUACUGCAUCACCAGUGUAGCAGAUCCUAUGGCAGGAAGGCAUUCAUACAUCCCUAGGUUCAGUGUGGCUCUUCCAAGCAGAGUAUUUCCUGAUGUUGCUUCCUCCAGCCUGGUGCUGUUCCACUUGGACAGUCUCAUCUCCCUUUCUUACUGCCAUGAAAGCAGCAGGAACAUUUCAGUCUGUGUCCUCAUCAAGUUAUCCAGGGCCCAGGGUGAAAACCUUGGGCUAAAUCAGAUGGAACAGGAUCAGACAGGUCGGUACCCCCGGCUUACAGUCAGGAGAGAGGGAAUGCUCACCAUCACUCCAUCUGCACACAUUGAGCAGGUCCUAUAACCUGUCAGGAUGGCAGGACUGGCCAACCAACACAUCCCAAAUGUUUCAAAGUGUUUUUGUGUAACUGUUUAUUGUUCAGUUUUUAUAGUCCAAGAAUCCAGACAUACCUCACCCUGUGUGAAAACUGCACGUCAGUACUGAGUUGUGCUUUGUGAUCCCCGGAGCAGUGGAACAGCACUGCAGCUAUUGGCUGCCUUCAACUGAAAGAAGAAAGUUCUCACAUGCUAAACAGCGCUGUAUGUUGCUUUCCUGAUCAAACACCAAUAAAGUCUUAAUGGAAUAA